AACUAAACGGACACUGGAGCACCAACACCGGGAAUGUCCUGCCGCAGCUCCUCCCGUGGAAACUAAACUUACUCCGAAGUCACACAAACGUUUCUCCUCCUGCUUUUGCUGUUCUUCUGUGUUUACGUAAAGUUGAGUGGAAUAUAACCUGAAACUUCGCCUUUGCUCGGACCUUAAAAAAGGCAUAUGUUUCCAGGAAAUACGCGCUGAUGCUUGAUUGCCAAAUCAAAGUAGCAUGCCAGAUGUGAAAGCUGCCUUCAAGAAACCCAAAUAAAAGAAAGAUGGAUUUGGGUUUAUCUGACGCUGGAAAGACACAUGAGCUGAAGGACCAGAAUGGCUGCACACAUUCAACACCAGGAAUUACACUUUCUUUGACAAAACCUCAUACAACUGCCAAUUAAUUUUGGAAGGAACUCCUCUGAACUCCUACAGAAGCUAGCUCCAUUUCCCUCUGUGGAUUAUAAGUAACAGACUGCCAUCAUGCCGAUCCUCAAGCAGCUGGUCAACAACUCCAACCAGUCCAAGCGGCGGUCCCGCGCGGACCUGACCGCCGAGAUGAUCAGCGCUCCAUUGGGCGACUUCCGCCACACCAUGCACGUGGGCCGGGGAGGAGAUGCCUUCGGAGACACUUCGUUCCUGAGCACCCGAUCAGGGGAACCUCCCAGGGAGCCGGAACCAAAGCAGAGCUCCCCGGGGCCCAAACCAGGUCUGCUGUCCCGCACCUUCAGAAGCAGCAAGCGCUCUCAGUCAGUAAACCGGGGCGACAAGUACGGGUACAACAUGACGGGGCAUUCCGGUGGUUCGUCAGCCUAUGUCAAAAACGCCAUAUCCAUGCCUUACCUAAACGAAGAGGAUGUGAGCAAAGGCCAGCGACUGCCCAAGAGCGUUUCCUCCAGCCCCAUGAAGAGGCUGUCGGAGAUCGAGGGCAAGCCAUCGAACGGAGCUGCUGCCAUGGCGACACUGGAUGCAGAGUUUGAAGAGCGCAAUUUCGGCGAACUUACCGAUUUGCCUCCAUCUAUGCCUAAGGGAGGCGGAAUGAAGCACGCUGAGUCAAUGAUGUCCUUCCAUAUCGACCUUGGGCCCUCCAUGCUCGGGGAUAUCUUGAGCGUGAUGGAAAAGAAAGGCUGUGAGGAAGACGACCUCGGAUACGAGGAGGGCGAGGGCCGGGCGUCGCCUACCCUCAUUCCCCACAUAGAUGACGACGACGCAGAGGAGAAGGCCCCUUCCAGACCCCCCCGCAGCAUGUACCAGCAGAAGCCCAUGGUGGACCCCUACACCCCGGAGCUGCAAACCAGGAACAACCACCACAACCUGGACAGCUGCUCCGUGUCCAGCGCCGGCUCCGUCACCGAGGAGAAACCGCAGUUCCACGACAACGACACGGACAGUGCCAAGUACAGUUCCCCACGCGGGGAGGAAGACCGAGACUUCACCUUCAUGGAUGAUGACGACGAUGAGAUCCGAGUGUAGUGUUUCCAAUCACUGCCAUGAACAGCCUUGUAGGACACUAACGUAAAAGACCAAGCUGGAAACGGGCAGGGGAGGGAUUAAGGAGCAGAGCCACAUGUGCUUUAAGCUUCUUGUAGAUCAAUCUAAUCUCUGCCCACUUUGUUCAACAUCAUAAAUAAAAACCAAUUACGCCUUAUUCCCCGUGCUGUUGCAAGGAGAUAUGAGCCAAGAGUGUGUCAGAGAGCACACACAGGCUCAAAAAGUGAAACUCUUGAAAAGUUUGGGUUAAUUUGCAACACCAGACAACUGAUUGAGAAUUCUCCAUUUUAUAAUAAGACUGGCUCUGAACCGUGUCCUUCUCAAAGAUGCAUUGCUCGUUUUAGGUAAAGGGCAGCAAUGUGGUUCAAGAGCCCUAACCCCAACUGUCAAUCAAGUGAAUAUCACAUUUGGGGGAUUAUUAUGUAACGUGAGGAUGUGUGCUACAGAUUCUGAAAAAAGAACGAGGGAAAGGAAAAGAAGUGGAACUUGGAUAGUUUUGUAAUGUGUGAGGGUGAUCAUGGAGCUCAUUUUGCCAAUGAAAAUAUCUUGGCAUAGACACUAAAUAGAUAAAGUAGGUCCUACUUUUGGUCCAGGUCUGACUUUUAAAGGGGGUGAUUUUUUUUACUUUAUAAUGUAAAUAGAGUAUCUAGAAGUUGGUCUCUCUUGUAUUUGAGUUUGGUAGUUUACCAUUUUGCCCCUGUCUCUUUAAAUCUCUCUCAUCUAAAUCCAUAGAGAGCUGUGGUAUUUAUUCAAAAAUGUUAUAAGGGAUGGAGCAUUCUAAAUGUGCACUGUGAGGUCUUGAAGGUUUUUUGAUACGUUGAAUUUCUUACAAAAAUGUCUUAAUUGAACUACAGUUAGGGGCUGUAGAAGCUGUGGCUUCUUUGAGUAGAAGUCGACUAUGUAGCACUUAGAUAUCGGACUCGAUUAGACAUUAAAUUGUCUAAGUCACAUCACUCCUGCUUUCACUGUCCUGGUAACCGGUAAACACUCACUAGUUUUGAAAAACAACCCGCUGUUUAAUUCACCAAAAAAAACGAAUUGUGAAAAAGGAGGCCUUAUGUUUGGUGUCAUGUACUUUCUUUCAUCAACAAUACAGAAGUUGUAAUUACGUGUUUAUUUUUGUAUCUUCACAACUCAUUCCACAUCAUCACUCAGAUUUCAGGUCAGCAGAGAGGCAUGAAACCGUUUGAAAGGCAGUCGUCGCAGUAACAAAUUGUUAAAUUAAAUGAAUAGUUAUGGCUCUACCCUAAACACACAUCGUCUCUCACACAUGUGUUCAGGCGUGUCUCUAAGGGAAGAGAGAGGAUGUGUUGUUAGAGCGCAGCUACUUAAUAAAGCAUAAGGAAUGUCCCGGGGCAGCGAGAGCGUCAGAUAUUUCCUAAACUGGCCCCACAAGUGAUACCAUUCACCUCCUGUACACAACCCAAAUCACACAGUAGGAACACAUGAUUAAAUCAACCCGUCAUCUGGCCUUUUCUCUGUCUACUCAUUAAACGUGCUGCAUUAUUGGCCCCUAACCAGCUGGAUCUGCUUCCCAAACAGCAGGGUCAGGGACGGACAGGUGGGCUGCUUCUCUUUCUUGUGUUUUUUUUUUUUUUCACAACGCAAGCUCACCCAGUAGGCUUCUACAGGUUACAUUCAGGUCUCAAUAAGCUGGUAAAUAUGCCCCUUUUUUAUUUGGUGUUAAGUAACUCAUUGCCAGGUUCUUUCAACUUCCUGUUGUGCACAGAGAAUCAGGAUGCUGAGCCAUUCUGCCUCGGGUUAUUGUGAUGUUUCGAAACAUGUCUACAUAAACAGGUUUAAAGAAGUUUGUCUUAAAAGCAAUCUAGAGGAAAUUGCCAAGUAUGUUCUAACAUUAUUAUUGGGUAACCUUAGCAGGAUGAUUGUGUUGUUUUUACUUAUGUGUAGGUAUGCGACAUGGAGUCAAAGCUCACAUUUUGAUGUCAAUGGGCCAACAUGUAAGAUGGCUUUUCUUCUUUUGGUCCAUAACGAAAUGGUUUGGGUUUGUCUGCGCUGCUGCAAUACUUCACGUUCAUCGCCAAGAAAUGAACACUUUAAAAAAACACUCCUUAUCUGCCGUUGUUUUAAUCAAGUUGUGUAAAUAUAGUUUGUGCCAUGGGUGAUUACAGUAAACACUGUGUGAUCAGCAGUGUGACAUUGUGGUUCUAGCGUGAGAACCGAGGGAAUGCUUGCGGAUCUAACACUAAAUGGCACAUUUGCGGCCAAAGUAAAAGAGGUUAAUAGAGGAUCAUGGGAAAGUAUACUUAAUAACUUUCUUUUUAUUUUCUUAAUUUUGCUGGCAUUUCUCUUGUUUCUCUUUAGGACACUCCUAAGUAGGCCAGAACAAACAAUUUCAAAGAAUUUCCAAGUACUUUCUGCCCCAGGUCUGCUUUAAAGUUUAAAGACAGCUUUGCUUUGGAGUGGCAGAAAAAGAUAAGGACGUGAAAAACAACCCGCUCAAAUUUCUGCUGUUGAAUGUUUUUCUUUUUCUAUUCAGUGGCUGUAGUGUUAUGCCGAGUUUGUACUGUUUUUUUUUUCCUACUCCUUAUUCUGGUUUUACAGUAUAUUAAUAUAUUUACCAUCCUCACUUUCCUUUCUUUGAAAUAACAGCUAUAUUUUUCAAUAAAAGAGAAGCUGGUAAUCUUUAA
This is a messenger RNA of Eleginops maclovinus (Patagonian blennie), 4136 nucleotides long. RefSeq names its product CDC42 effector protein (Rho GTPase binding) 4b (gene cdc42ep4b). NCBI's taxonomy places the organism in Eukaryota, Metazoa, Chordata, Actinopteri, Perciformes, Eleginopidae. Gene Ontology annotation, biological process: positive regulation of pseudopodium assembly; regulation of cell shape; positive regulation of actin filament polymerization. Gene Ontology annotation, molecular function: small GTPase binding. Bases 481 to 1470 code for a protein of 329 amino acids. The transcript has 3 exons. Gene Ontology annotation, cellular component: membrane; cytoplasm. The record is from RefSeq and is a predicted model, not a curated record.